CUGCACACUUUUUGUAGCUACGCAAAGGAUGUGAAGAUCAUUCAUUUCCUGGGCAAGUGGAAGCCAUGGCAACACACGACUGAUGGUUCGACGGGCGUCCUUCAAAAAGCUGACCCGGAGACUCAAGCUGAGCACCUACAGCUUUGGUGGGAUAUUUUCAAUCAACAGGUUGUGCCUCAGCUGCAGCCUGAGUUGUGUCCGCAUGGUGAACUCUCUACUCCGACACUGGAUCGGCUUGCACACGCUUUUUGGACGGCGUUGCCUGAAGACGAGCGAUCGCUCUCUUCGAGACAUGUAGUUUUUUGCCCGAUUGUAUUGCAACAGAAUCUGAGCAGCAGUUCGCUGAACGAGUUUCAACUGAAAGAGUCAAAAGAUUCACCGUCGUCGUCGUCGUUCAGUCAUGUUGUAUUCACGCCGUCUGGCUGGGUGAAAGAAAAAAUGUCCGCUGGCCAAUCUGCCUAUGAAGAGAUCGUACGAAAGCUUCAGCGUGAAGCUGCGAAGCGACCCACUUACCUCGUUCCGCUGGCCAGCCAACACUCUAGUGCUGCAAAGUACAGUGACACUAUCACAAAACACCCUACCCCCACCGACGUCGGUGGCGCAGACACCGAACAUAAACACUCGCAAACACGGCUGCCUGAAAUGACUAAAUCUCUGAAUAUCCUCGCUUGCGAGUCAGACCAUCAUUAUCGACCCCGAGGACAAGGAGGAGGAAGCUGUGGCGGCGGCGGCGGCGGUGGCAGCUGCGACAACGACGUUCGUCUCGUAAAUGUCCCAUCUGUGCUCGCCCGUUCGUCCCCACCUAGUGACUCGCCUUCCGGCGACGGAGUAGAGAAGCCGUUGCAUGCUGAAGGAAGCAGCUCUGUGUCUGCGUGUUAUGGUUUUAUUGCUCCGAAGUCUGAUGAAAAAGUAUGCUUUAUAAUGCUUUAUUUUUUCUUAAAGCUAACUGCGAAUGAAGGCGGCAGGACAGAAAUACUCGCGGUAAGUAACGUUUUGCACAUAGUCGUUGUUAGACACGUUUACGUUUCGGUUAAGGUCGGAUUAGCAUUCGCUUUAGCCAAGGCGAAACCGCACCACGGUAUCUUGACGCAGACGAAUUUGUCGUAG
Messenger RNA from Soboliphyme baturini, 1107 nucleotides. The record is from the annotation of a GenBank genome assembly. NCBI's taxonomy places the organism in Eukaryota, Metazoa, Nematoda, Enoplea, Dioctophymatida, Soboliphymatidae.